This is a messenger RNA of Melitaea cinxia (Glanville fritillary), 1706 nucleotides long. RefSeq names its product maltase 2-like. Gene Ontology annotation, biological process: carbohydrate metabolic process. NCBI's taxonomy places the organism in Eukaryota, Metazoa, Arthropoda, Insecta, Lepidoptera, Nymphalidae. Bases 16 to 1635 code for a protein of 539 amino acids. The record is from RefSeq and is a predicted model, not a curated record. The transcript is spliced from 11 exons.
UAUGUAAGAUCGUUUAUGGAUAGCGAUGGUGACGGGAUCGGAGAUAUUAAUGGUAUAACAGCAAGACUAGAUUAUUUAAAGGAUCUGGGAGUGGAUGCAACGUUGCUAUCUCCAAUCUUCCGCUCUCCAAACCACGACUUUGGUUAUGAUGUGUCCGACUAUUACACUAUCAAUCACGAAUAUGGAACAAUGGAAGAUUUCGAGCAACUCGUGAAGAAGGCUAAUGAACUAAAUAUAAAAAUAAUAUUAGACUUUGUACCAAAUCACACGAGUAAUGAGAGUGAAUGGUUCAUAAAAUCGUCUAAUAAGGACGAGUACUAUAGCGAUUGGUACGUCUGGGAAAACGGCCAUUUAGAUGCGCAAGGCAAGAGACGUCCUCCGAACAAUUGGAUAAGUGUUUUUAGCAAAAGCGCCUGGCAGUAUUCAGCGAGCCGUGAUCAAUACUAUCUGCAUCAGUUCGGUGUGGCUCAGCCGGAUUUAAACUUCCGAAACCCUGUUGUUGUGGAAGAAAUAAAGAAUGUCAUGAAAUAUUGGCUAGAAAAAGGUGUAGCUGGUAUGAGAAUAAACGCUAUCAACCACAUUUUUGAAGCUGACAAAGACCUCUACGGUGGGCGAUAUCCUGAUGAGCCGAUAACAGGAAAACCAGGCUUUGGACCAGACGACUACAAUUAUUUAAAUCACAUUUACACCAAAGACCAGGAUGAAACGUACGAUUUAUCGUCACAAUUUCGUGAUGUAUUCGAUGCUAUAACGCUUCGAGAUAAUUUAACCAGGAUACUGAUGACGGAAGCUUAUACGGGAAUAAAGAAUGCGGUACGAUAUUACGGCGAAGGCGUUUACUCUGACGCUCACAUCCCUUUCAAUUUUGCUCUCAUAGAGGACUUGAAUAAGGAUUCAGAUGCGAGAGACAUCAAAUAUGCGGUCGAUCGAUGGCUGACCUACAAACCGCUUCGGAAGCCGGCUAAUUGGGUGACUGGAGCUCAUGAUAAAAGUCGGGUAGCUUCACGCUUUGGACCCAAAUUGGUCGAUGCAUUUAACAUGCUUGUUCUGUUGUUGCCUGGUAUCGCUAUCACUUAUAUGGGUGAAGAGAUUGGUAUGGUAAAUGGAUUCGUGCCGUGGACUAAAACGACGGAUCCUCUGGCCUGUAACACAGAUGACCCCGUCAACUUUAUAGAGGUGUCCCGUGACCCAUUCCGCACUCCAUUUCAGUGGAGUAAUGGGAAAAAUGCAGGGUUUUCAAACGCUGAAAAGCCCUGGCUUCCUGUUGCUGAUGGAUUCGAGCACACAAACGUAGAAAAGGAACGGUCAGCUGUUCGUUCUCAUUACCAAGUCUACCGUAGCUUGACAGCCUUACGAAAGCGCCCGGCAUUUAGACUCGGUCGCUACGAGUCUUUAGCACUGAGCAAUGCUGUAUUUGCUUUUAAAAGGUGGUAUAAUGAUGACGCUUACGUCGUUGUGAUAAAUGUUGGUAACAGCUACCAAGUGGUCAAUCUGACUGCCUUUGACCUUGUAUUCGGACAACUGGAAGUUGAAGUCAGUAGUGUCCAUUCGUCUAGAUCUUUCAGUGACGAUAUUCUGGCAAAUUUCUUGGACCUGGCCGCUGAUGAAGCUUUGGUUUUAAGGAUGCAAGUCUAAAGUUUCCACUUCUACGUAAUAAUUAUCAUCUACCUAUGAAUAAGUGUAUAUGUAAUAAAUAAUAAUGUUAA